Messenger RNA from Phytomonas sp. Hart1, 1986 nucleotides. NCBI's taxonomy places the organism in Eukaryota, Euglenozoa, Kinetoplastea, Trypanosomatida, Trypanosomatidae. The record is from the annotation of a GenBank genome assembly.
AUGUUACCACUGACCUCUUAUAAUUCAACAAUAGGCCCCGAGGACUUAAGUGACUCUAAUAAAUCAAACCUGAGUGACAUAGUUUUGACUAGUCGGAGACCACAUGGUCAAAGCCCAACCGCGUGUGUAAGUUUAUCUGUCGCUGAUUUCGAUCCUGAAAUUUUCAAUAUAAAUCAUACCACACUAACGGGCUUCAGUCUGCCGCUCUCAUGGCACAAUCUAACCUACCGGGUUGGUAACAAGCAGGUACUGGACAACCUCACAGGGACAGCGCUCUCUGGCCGCUGUCUGGCGAUCAUGGGUUCUUCCGGUUCUGGCAAGACGACGUUCUUGAGUGCCAUCUCCGACCGGUUAACCUCUGACAGUGAUGGUAAAUUGUCUGGUAGCCACCAGCUCGGUGACAUCGAGUACGAGCCGACCUUCCGCAAAGCGAUAGGUUUUGUACCACAGGACGAAAUUAUUUCUUCAAUGGUUACCCCAUACGACGCGAUGUGGUUUUCUUUGCGCACUCGUCACGGGACGAGUUGCAAGGAGACCCAUAAACGUGUGAUGGAGAUGCUUAAUACUCUGAAGCUUCUCGACGCAAAGGAUACGGUGGUCGGCGUCCCCGGCAUGAGCACUUGUCUGUCUGGAGGGGAACGGAAGCGAUGCAGCAUUGGUACCGAGCUCAUCUGCGAUCCGAAAGUCCUGUUGCUCGACGAGCCGACCUCAGCUCUAGAUUCGGUAACGUCGGCAAAAAUUAUUCAACAGCUGCGUGAGCUGGCUCGACUAGGUCGCACCGUCAUCUACACCAUUCACCAGCCCACUGCUGAGGUGCUCUCGUAUUUUGACGACCUCAUGCUUUUGACGGGUGGCCGCUGUGCUUACCACGGCACGAUGGCGGACUCCCUGGGCUAUUUUGAAUCUAUCGGCUUCAAGUGCCCCAAGCAGUACACCGCGGGGGAUUACUUCAUGAUGCUCCUGCAAGACGAGCCAACGGCGCGCGUGCUUGUGGAGCGGUGGGCGCAGCAUCUUAAGAGCAGCAAGCGCACCCCGCACACUACCUCCAUCCGGGUCGUGACGAGACGCAAAAAAUCAAUAGCGCUUGAAUUUCUCGACUUAUAUAUAAAGAAAUUCAAGUCUUCGAUGUACAUACAAUUCAGUGAGGUAUUUGUUCGUCGAUUCAACGAGCUGAGAAGGGACCGUGCGUUCAUUUUCGCACUUUUUGUGCAGACACUUUAUUUUUCUUUAGUGGCUGGUUUAAUUUUCUUACGUCUUGGCAUGGAUACGUUAAGUAUUCAAGAUCGUCAGGGUCUUUUUUAUACGAUACUUUCAAAUCGUUCGAUGGGAUCGAUUUAUGCAGUCUUGAGCUCCUUCCAUAAAGCUCGUGUACUUUUUUUUCAUGAUCGAAACUCCGGUGCCUACUCUAGCUUUAUUUACCUUGCUGGUACCCUAACCGCUCAGAUGCCGCUUAUGUUUUUCUUGUGCUUCAUAGAAUCUAUCAUUGUAUAUUUUCUAACAGGUCUUUAUGUCUCUGUCGGCGCCUUUUUAACAUACUUCUGCGUUAUGCUAUUGUAUCAGGAGGUUUGUGUUGGUAUUGGCGUAUUGCUUUCAACUUAUUUUGAAUCACUGACGCUUGCCACUACUAUGGUGGCAUUGAUUAAUCUGCCUUUCAUAUUUGCGAGUGGCCUUUUCGCUAGUACCGAUCGCCUGAGACCAUAUUUUUACGUAUUCGAAAAGCUUUCUUACAUUAGGCAUGCGUACAUUAUACUACUACGUAAUGAGUUAAAGCACAUUGAUCAUUUUAACUGCGACAUACAGAAGUACGGAGAGUUAUUCUGCCGCAAUCAACCUCACAAUGGCCGGGAAGUGCUAGUACAACUUGGCUUCGACUCAGAUCCACAGUCAACCAACCUGCUUAUGUGGUUAUCUCUUGGCUUUAUGUGGAUAAUUGUUAGGAUUCUUACUAUUAUUGGCCUAAUGAUAAUUUCUCGUUUGAAAAAGUGA